This is a messenger RNA of Lathyrus oleraceus (garden pea), 2729 nucleotides long. RefSeq names its product BTB/POZ domain and ankyrin repeat-containing protein NPR1. Gene Ontology annotation, molecular function: protein binding. Gene Ontology annotation, cellular component: nucleus. NCBI's taxonomy places the organism in Eukaryota, Viridiplantae, Streptophyta, Magnoliopsida, Fabales, Fabaceae. The transcript is spliced from 4 exons. The record is from RefSeq and is a predicted model, not a curated record. Gene Ontology annotation, biological process: defense response to bacterium; regulation of salicylic acid mediated signaling pathway; defense response to fungus. Bases 861 to 2615 code for a protein of 584 amino acids.
UGGUUGAGUGACGCCAUUGUAAACGCAAGCAAACCCCAUCUGACGACGCUGACGGCACCUCUUUCGUCAUUCAACCCACUUCAUCUUCUUAUCGGCACCCCCAUCACCAUCUACUACGCGUACACACUUUCUCUCUCAUCCAAUCGAAAACGAUUAACGAAACUUCCACGAUGCUAUGUAUCAUCUCUCUGUAACGUUGAUGUCAUUAUUCAUGACUUCAUUCUUUCUCGUUUUCCCAUUUCCGAAACUUCCUCUCUUUUUUCAUUCUUUGACUUUUCUCUCUUGACCCGUGAUUCCCUCUCUCUAGAGGUUUCCGGAAUUGUUUCAAAGUUCGGACCUUUUCGUGAUUUACAUGGAUCUGGUUUGGGAAAUUGAGACUUUUGUUUAAUGGGUCGGUGCUGAAAAUUGAAUUUCAAAAGUGAGUUUUUUUUUUCAUUGGGAUUUUUGUUUUCUUCAAUUCUGGGUUUGGUUUGAUUUGAUUAUGCUGUUUUGGUGGCUCUGGAAAUUUAAACAAAGAACUUCUUCGUACAUGUUUUUUUUUCUUAUAGAAUUUGAAUACAUACUCAAUAGUUAAGCUUAGCUUUUCAUAUAGAGAACAGAUUAAGGCUUUUUAGUUUUUAUUGAUGUUUUAAGAAGCUUUGGAUUGGAUAGUUGAUUAUUUUCAACUUUUCUUAUAAGCUGUUUACUCUUGGAAUUUUGUGAGGUGUUACGUAUCAUAUGUCAUGUGUUUUGUGACAUGAACACUAGUUAAGGAUUUUGGGAUUCUAUACAAGAGGAAAACUUUGAAGUGUAUAAAGUUUGAGUUUUGUGAUGUAUAAUAAGAUUAUGGUAUAAGCUUGAAUAGAUUCUCAGUUUGAUUAAUGGCUAAUUCAGCUGAACCGUCGUCAUCUUUGAGUUUUACAUCAUCUUCACACUUAUCAAAUGGAUCAAUUAGUCAUAACUCGAAUGGCAACGAUUAUGCUCGUAACCUGGAGGUUAUCAGUUUGAGUAAGCUUAGUUCUAAUUUGGAACAGCUUUUGAUUGAUUCUGAUUAUGAUUAUGGUGAUGCGGACAUCAUUGUUGAGGGAGUUUCGGUUAGAGUUCAUCGGUGUAUUUUAGGUUCUAGGAGUAAGUUUUUCCAUGAGCUAUUUAAGAGAGGUAAAGAGAAAGGAUCAUCGAAGAAUGAAGGAAAAUUGAAGUAUUGCUUGAGUGAUUUGUUGCCUUAUGGCAAAGUUGGACAUGAAGCUUUUCUCAUAUUACUUAGUUAUGUGUAUACUGGUAAACUCAAACCCUCUCCAAUGGAAAUUUCUACAUGUGUUGAUAAUGUGUGUGCUCAUGAUGCUUGUGGACCUGCAAUUAGUUUUGCUGUGGAGUUGAUGUAUGCCUCUUCCAUUUUUCAAAUGCCAGAGUUGGUUUCACUUUUUCAGCGACGUCUUCUUAACUUUGUAGGGAAGGCUCUUGUUGAAGACGUCAUUUCAAUCCUUAUGGUUGCUUUCCAUUGUCAAUUGAAUCAACUCGUCGCUCAAUGUGUUGACAGGGUGGCACGAUCAGAUCUUGACCAAAUCUCAAUCGAGAAAGCACUUCCUCACGAGCUCUCCGAAAAUGUUAAAUUGUUCCGCCAUGAUCUUCAGAAGGAUGGUGAAGACGAUGCUCCCGUAAUGGACGCUCUGUCUCUAAAACGAAUCACUAGAAUACACAAGGCAUUGGACUCGGACGAUGUCGAACUUGUUAAACUUCUUUUGAAUGAGUCAGACAUUUCUUUAGAUGAAGCCGGUGCUCUCCAUUAUGCAGCAGCCUACUGUGACCCUAAGGUUGUCCCUGAAGUACUUGGAUUAGGUCUAGCUAAUGUCAAUCUUCGGAAUUCUCGAGGGUACACAGUGCUUCACAUUGCUGCCAUGCGUAAGGAGCCUUCCAUUAUAGAAUCACUUCUUACUAAAGGAGCUUGCGCGUCGGAUUUGACUUUCGAUGGUCAGAGUGCUGUUAGUAUUUGUAGGAGGUUGACAAGACCGAAGGAUUAUCACACAAAAACAGAACAAGGGAAAGAAACAAACAAAGACCGGAUAUGCAUCGAUGUUCUUGAAAGAGAAAUGCGAAGAAAUCCUUUGGCCGGAGAUCCCUCCGUGUCUUCCCAAACAGUGGCUGAUGAUCUGCACAUGAAACUUCUGUACCUUGAGAACCGAGUGGCAUUUGCAAGACUGUUCUUCCCUUUGGAAGCCAAGCUAGCCAUGGACAUUGCUCGCGCGGAGACCACAUCCGAGUUUGCCGGUCUUUCGGCAUCGAAAGGUUCAAAUGGAAACUUAAGGGAGGUUGACCUCAAUGAGACUCCCAUAAUGCAAAACAAAAGACUUAUUUCUAGAAUGGAAGCUCUAAUGAAAACAGUCGAAAUGGGGCGACGCUACUUUCCUCAUUGCUCGGAAGUGCUGGAUAAGUUCAUGGAGGUACCUGAUCUGUUUUACCUUGAGAAGGGUACCGAAGAAGAGCAAAGAAUCAAGAGGACGGCAUUCGUGGAGCUCAAGGAUGCUGUGAACAAUGCUUUCAACAAGGACAAGGCUGAAAUUAGUCGCUCUGGGAUUUCAUCUUCAUCAUCCUCAUCAUCUCUUAGAGAUUCUGUAUAUUACAAGGCUAGAAAAAUAUGAAAAAGAAACAUAGUAAGUUUUUGUUAAAGGUAUACCAACCAAGUCAUGUGAAACUGUACAAUCUCUUGCUUUCUUUUGUAACAAAUAUAUGCAAAAUACUGUCCUGUCUCUUCA